Molecule: messenger RNA, 1614 nt
Organism: Aethina tumida (small hive beetle)
Lineage: Eukaryota; Metazoa; Arthropoda; Insecta; Coleoptera; Nitidulidae
Gene: Pka-R1
Product: cAMP-dependent protein kinase type I regulatory subunit
Exons: 5
Coding region: 138-1256 (372 amino acids)
Biological process (GO): regulation of protein phosphorylation
Cellular component (GO): cAMP-dependent protein kinase complex
Molecular function (GO): cAMP-dependent protein kinase regulator activity
Source: RefSeq, a predicted model, not a curated record
CUGUCAAACCGUGUUUUGUACUUUUUAACAAAUCGCCGUUUCGGAACGUAAACAAAUUAAUUGCGGUGCCACCGUUUGAAAGACGUCCCGUGUUUUUUUUCAUUGUCGAUAAUUUGAGUGUUUAGAUAAAUCGAAUAAUGGCCACGAACAUGGAUGAGGAGCAGGCCCUACGCGAGUGCGAGGCUUACGUCCAGGCCCACAACAUCCAGCAAAUACUUAAGGAUUGUAUAGUUCAAUUGUGCGUUAGCCGUCCAACGAAUCCCAUUUCGUUCCUGAGGGAGCACUUCCAAAAAUUAGAGAGGGAACAAGCGUUGGAUGCGAAGCAACAGGCGGCCUCCCCGGAGGACACGGAGGACCUGUCCCCGUUGCCCGCCCACGCCCAACAGCCCGUCAGACGUAGGGGCGGCAUCUCGGCCGAACCGGUCACCGAAGAGGAUGCCACCAGCUACGUGAAAAAGGUCGUCCCGAAGGACUACAAAACGAUGGCGGCCCUGUCGAAGGCCAUCGCCAAGAACGUGCUGUUCAGCCACCUCGACGAGAACGAACGCUCGGACAUUUUCGACGCCAUGUUCCCCGUGACGUGUCUUCCUGGCGAGCCCAUCAUCCAGCAGGGCGACGAGGGGGACAACUUCUAUGUCAUAGAUCAAGGGGAAGUGGAGGUUUACGUGAACAAUGAGCUAGUGACCACCAUCGGCGAUGGUGGCAGCUUCGGUGAGCUGGCCUUGAUCUACGGGACGCCUCGUGCCGCCACCGUCAAGGCCAAGACGGAUGUGAAGCUGUGGGGCAUAGACCGCGACUCGUAUCGCCGCAUUUUGAUGGGUUCGACCAUCCGCAAGAGGAAAAUGUACGAGGAGUUUCUGUCCCGCGUCUCCAUCCUCGAGAAUCUGGACAAGUGGGAGAGGUUGACCGUGGCUGAUGCCCUAGAACCGGUCGGGUUCGAGGAUGGUGAGACGAUUGUCAAGCAGGGCGAGCCCGGCGAUGACUUCUACAUCAUCGUCGAAGGUACGGCAAUAGUUAAGCAAAAUAGAGCUGAGGGUGAAGACCAGACAGAGGUGGGCAGAUUGGGACCCAGCGACUACUUCGGAGAAAUUGCCCUCCUCCUGGAUAGACCAAGAGCAGCCACUGUGGUCGCCUGUGGACCACUUAAGUGUGUCAAACUGGAUAGAGCAAGAUUUGAACGCGUCCUGGGAUUGUGUGCUGACAUUUUAAAGAGGAAUAUAACUCAAUACAAUAGUUUCGUUUCACUCUCAGUCUAAAAAUCCAACAGCAGUUCGGAAUCCUUUGAAGAUAUUCCUUUUUAAUGAACUGAUUCUUCAGCCAAAUUUGAAGUCUUCAUUUUUUUUUUAGGAAAAAUUGUUUUCAUUAAUUUAUUGUACAGUUUGGUGCCGUCAAAACAGUCAACUUUUUUAAAAUAUCCACUAUUUUUAUACUUUUUAACAUCCAGAGAUCUGAUUUUAAAAUAAAAUGCUGUAAACAACAAUGAAUAAACGCACUUGAUGUUUGACAGCACCAUAAGUUACUAUUUAAUUGAAUAUUGAGAAAUAUAUUGUAUAUAUUUAAUAUUUUAUCUUCCAUUAAAUAUACUUUAGUUUAAUAAUAAAGUAAUAUAUUUGA